CAUGUUCUCGGUGCUCUCCUAUGGCAGGCUGGUGGCCCGGGCAGUCCUGGGCGGCCUCUCGCAGACGGACUCCCGUGACUACAGCUUGGUGACAGCCAGCUGUGGCUUUGGCAAAGAUUUCCGCAAGGGCAUCCUCAAGAAAGGCAUGUGCUACGGGGAUGACGCCUGCUUCGUGGCCCGGCACCGGUCGGCAGAUGUGCUGGGGGUAGCAGAUGGUGUAGGUGGCUGGAGAGACUAUGGGGUUGACCCUUCUCAGUUCUCAGGGACUCUAAUGCGAACAUGUGAACGUUUAGUAAAAGAAGGACGGUUUGUACCAAGCAAUCCUGUGGGGAUCCUCACCGCAGGUUAUUGUGAGCUGCUGCAGAACAAAGUACCUUUGCUUGGAAGCAGUACGGCUUGUAUAGUAGUUCUGGACAGAACAAGUCAUCGUUUACAUACAGCCAACUUGGGAGAUUCUGGAUUUUUGGUAGUCAGGGGAGGAGAAGUAGUACAUCGAUCUGAUGAGCAACAGCAUUACUUCAACACUCCGUUCCAACUGUCAAUAGCUCCACCGGAAGCAGAAGGAGUUGUUUUAAGUGACAGCCCUGAUGCUGCUGAUAGUACUUCUUUUGAUGUCCAACUUGGAGACAUUAUUUUGACUGCAACAGACGGACUGUUUGACAACAUGCCUGACUACAUGAUUCUGCAGGAAUUAAAAAAGCUGAAGAACUCCAACUAUGAGAGUAUACAGCAGACUGCAAGAAGCAUUGCUGAGCAAGCUCACGAGCUGGCGUAUGAUCCCACUUACAUGUCGCCAUUUGCACAGUUUGCGUGUGACAAUGGAUUGAAUGUGAGAGGGGGAAAACCAGAUGACAUCACCGUCCUUCUGUCUAUUGUAGCUGAGUAUACAGACUGAUCUGCCCGGAGUGUCACCUUCUGACGUUUUCCUUGUCCCCGAGCUCCUCGCUUCACACCUACGGUUUCCUGCUGGCAGGAUCGCUUUCUUCCUUCGCAGCUGAUCUCAGCAGCCAGGUCUCGAGCUUGUUGCCUGUCGAGACACAACUGAAGUCCUUGUUACGAACCACUCUCCAGUACACUGGUCUGCGUCUGCCAGCAAGAAAUGAAGAAGCUCAAGGCUUGAAGCAUGUCUUUCAGAGCUUAGUUGCUGUCCUUAAAAGGGGGAGGAUGAAUCCCGCAUCGUUACUGCGUUUGAAAUG
Messenger RNA from Charadrius vociferus (killdeer), 1196 nucleotides. RefSeq names its product PTC7 protein phosphatase homolog (S. cerevisiae) (gene PPTC7). The record is from RefSeq and is a predicted model, not a curated record. The transcript has 6 exons. The coding region runs from base 2 to 895 and encodes 297 amino acids. NCBI's taxonomy places the organism in Eukaryota, Metazoa, Chordata, Aves, Charadriiformes, Charadriidae.